AUGAAAACUCACAGUGCGGCUACGAGGAAGAACAAAGAAUGGCAGGAUAAGCUUCCUGUUGUUGUCUUGAAAGCCGAGGAAAUCAUGUACUCUAAAACCAACUCCAAGGAAAAGUAUACAGAUGGUGAUACUAUGUGGAAUAGAGUCAGUGAUGCCAUUGACACCAUUAUUAAAGAUAUGAUAGCACUGAAACUGGCCAUAUUUUGCAUCCUUGAGUUGAAGCUGCUCUUAACCUUGGAGGCAUUGCUGAAAAUCUUCAAGAAGCCAGCGACAUAG
Messenger RNA from Eruca vesicaria subsp. sativa (arugula), 276 nucleotides. Lineage: Eukaryota; Viridiplantae; Streptophyta; Magnoliopsida; Brassicales; Brassicaceae. The record is from the annotation of a GenBank genome assembly.